Molecule: messenger RNA, 10863 nt
Organism: Stylonychia lemnae
Lineage: Eukaryota; Ciliophora; Spirotrichea; Sporadotrichida; Oxytrichidae
Source: the annotation of a GenBank genome assembly
AUGUCUAAUGUGCCAGUGUUUGAUACAGAUUUAGUGAGCAAUGAGAAUGAUCAAUAUUUAUUUACUCUUAAUAUCUGGGUAAAGCCUCUUGAAUUCUAGAGCAUUAUGUAUCCCUUUUUAACUUGGGGUUAAUAUGUGACUCUUAACACUGAGAACAUGAUACUUACGAUGCAAUCUGUUUUAGGAUUUACUCCUAACCCAAAUCUAAACUUUGAUCUCAUUUAUAAAACUUGGCAAAGAAUCUGCAUUGUCAAAUAUCAGUUCUCAUUAUCAAUGUAUUAUUAAUGGCUUAAUGAUUUUAGAUAUAUAAACAAUUAGAUAAUUUAUACAAAGACACCAAUCGACUGGACAAUUAGUUUUAACAGAGACAUGAAUCAUCAAACUUAUCAUAUUGGGACAAGCGCUUCAAUUUACUUUUUACUUCGAGAUUUUGUAUUUUAUAACAGAGCUCUCACUAAUAAUGAAAUAAAAAUGAUCGCUUAUCAAGUUGGAGAUAUUUAGCUCUACAAAUCUAGCAUGAUAAGAUACUAUAAACUAACGUUGUUUGAAGAGGGAAAUUACAUUUUUGAUUACUCUUACUAUGAAAAGCACUCUAGGAUGAAUGAAGCCACUUCUGACUUAAGUUAUUACGUUUACGAUGAGGAUAUGGAUAGUUAAAUAUCAUUUGCUGCAUUAUCUAAAGUCUAAUUACCUGAUUAGUUAACUUUUUGCGAGGAUGAUUUCAAUACUAACUUCAGGAAAAUAUUAGUACCACUCUGGCCUAAAACAUACAGUGUAUUUAACAUCGAGUUCUGGUUUAAGUUCAGCGACAUUAUAUCUAGGAGUUAUGAGUUUUAUUUUUUGACAGAUUCAUAUGACAUCAAUAAUUUCAGCAUUAGAACAGUUGCAGUAUUUUAAUUUGUUGGCCCUGAAAUACUCUUUGGAAACAUAUACUCCUCUACACCCCCUGCCAGUACUUUUACAUACUAUAUGAAGGAACUUAGAAUUUGGAAUAUCUUCAGAACUAAAUAAACAAUAAAUAGUCAAUUAAGAACGUAGUUUAAAGCUCUUUUUAAAACUUCUUAUUUUAGAAAAAUGAGUACCUAUCCAGGAGGUGGAUUGCUUGGCUAUUGGUAACUAUAAAAAUAGGAUUCUUUCGGAGAUAACUAUUUGAGUGAUGACUCUAUAAAUCCAUAGACAAUUGAGUUGAUUGAACCCUUAAAGUAUUGCUCUUAUACUCCUGCACUUAUUCUUUGCAAUUUCGGUUAAACAUAUGACAGCAUAAAAAAUCUAUGCAAGGACGAUACUUCAACUUAGUAAUUACUGCUGAAUGUAAAUACGGGUUCAAGCUAAAAAGCAAAGUUCUGGUUUCUUACUAGUAUUUAAAAUGGACAGCUUAUUAAAAGAGAGGAUGCUAGAUUCAAUGUGAUUAUAAAAACUCCAUCUCCAGGAAAUACUGCUUUUUAUUUAGAAAGAUUAGAUACUUUCCCAUCAACAUUUUUUGCAUCAAGAGUAAAUUACAUAGGCACUUUCAAAGAAGUAAGAGUUUGGGCAAUUUCAGAUGACUACUUUCAUUUCUAUAAAAGAGAUAUAGUUACUCCUACAGCUACAUCGGCCCUAUUAGAUUACUGGAGAUUAGACGGUGAUUCUUAAGAUGACAUUUUUACUCAUUGGAAUUAUCCAACAAGCAUUUUUCUUGAGACUGACUAUGUUGCUCCAAGCAUUCCUACAUCGUUAUAUGAUAAACUAUAUGAAUGUAAACAUGGAAGUUACUUUUCAGGAACUUAGUGUGUCUAUGAUAACUUCAUUAUUAUCAAGUCAGGUAAUAAUAAGAGCCCACUUCUAAUGAAAGUUAAUCAAACAACCACACCUUAGUCUUAUAGUGUAGGAUUUUGGUUUAAACUAAGAUCUUUGCAAGAUCAAAAUAUUAUAUGCGGGGCUACUCCAAGGUAAAAUAACUUCUUAUACUUAAGAACUACUACUUCAGUUUCUGAUAAAACUCUGGAGCUAAAUUAAGCUAACUGCUAAUUCUUAUUGACUCGAGGAUACGAUGUUUAGCUAACUGCCAACAGAUGGUUUUAAAUAUCAACUUCAGUAAAAAAUGUAAAUAGCCUGACUUCGAGACUACAUUUCGCUGCUCUUACAGACUAUACUUCAAAAAAUUUCAUUACUAAAUUAGAGGAGAUGAAUUGUCCAUCAUUCAGUUAUGUGAAUAAUGAGCCCGAUGCUGAAGUUUAUCUUUGUGAUGAUUCUAUCUAUGGGAAUGAAGGUAACAGCAUUAAGAAUCUCUACUUUCUGAAUGAUUAUGCAAUGACUGCUAAUGAUGUUUUCACAGCAAGCAAGGUUGCCUGGAAAAUGCUAAACCUCAAGCCUGCACUAUAUCUGAUUUUUAAUAAUACUUAAAAAAGUGUUUGGGCCUAUGACUUAGCAAACAAGCAUAACAUUAUUUCACUUAGAGGUUAAAUUACUGAUUCCCCAUUUUAUUGGGUCCAUGAUUCAUUUGCACCAAAAAUUUGUCAUGAUUAUUAUGAAGUACUUGAUUUGGCAAGAAUGAUAUGCUUUCCAAGAUUAGCAAUGUAGCAUAGACCUUCGAAUGUGGUAAUAGAAAAUGUGGCUUUAGCUGCAACAUGGACACCAACCUAUCAGCUAUCUUUUGGGAUGUUUAUUAAAAGCUUUUACGGAGGGACUGGAAUGACUUAGCAUAUUAUGACAGUGAAUCCUACAGGUUCUUCUAACAAUUAAAAGCUUGUGCUGUAAACUACUUAUUUUAUAAGUAGUGGCAAAGAUUCCCAAGAUAUGUCAUUUGAGCUUGAGAAUUUGCCGCUUGUUUAAUAUGAAUAUUAGAAUAGGAUAGAUUAUUGGCAGCAUCUAGCUUUUGUAAGAGAUUCUUCAUACUAUAUUUAUGAAAGUGGAUUAUUAAGAACUGAGACACCGACAGCAGCUGUCUCAAUAGAUGUCAACUACGAUGGAUUGAUAUAUAUUGGUUAGAUGCCUGGAACAACUACCCCUAUUGGAUUUAGGGGUUAUAUAAGAUAGUUUAAGAUCUAUGAAACUGCUCUCACUUCAUCAUAAAUCAUGAAUUAUAUGUAUGAUUCGUAUAAAUCAUUGGAUACAUUUGACUGGGCUUACUAUGAAGAAACGAACAUAUAUUUUGGAUCAAGUUCAGCAUACACUGGUCUCACUCUAGGUCCUUCUCCAGAGUGGUCUUUAUCAUUUAUGUUUAAUUUGGGGACUGAUUUAACAGCAAACAAAGUAAUUUUUGCAGUUUCUAAUUGGCUGUCAAUAACUAGACAUACUAACAACAGCUUUUUAUUCAUUUAUUAACCUUAGAAUGCUUAAAUUUAUACAAUGAUGACUCCUGAAUUUACUGAAGAUUAAUGGUAUACUUUUGCAGUGACUUAUCCUGCCAACUUAGUAUUAAUGGUGGACAACUUGAUGAUCAUUAAUCAAAAUAGAUAUUAUAAUACUGGGGGAUAUGCUAUGCCAGCUAUAACUGGAGAUAUUACUUAUUCAGGCACUUUCUAUCUGAGAGAAAUAAGAAUAUGGAAAUCAAGACUGACAGAAUCAUUUUUAAGACAGAAUAGUACUUUCUUAAAGGCUAAAUCUAAACUGACCAUUAUUAACGAAUACCUUCUGCUAGUAAAAGAAUUCCCACUAGCUAUUAAUAAUAAUAACAACAUUGAUUUUAGUGGAAAUACUAUGGUUAUUGAGCUUUAUGAUACUAAUCAGGGCUUGGGUGAAUCCAUUUUAACUUCAAUAUCAAGGCAAGCCAUGAUUAGUAAUGGAAAAGGAUUAUGGAUUAAAUUUAUUACUAGAUUUUUCAACUCUGACUUAAAAAUGAGUAUUAGCGCAGGAGAUUAAGUAUUUGAUUAUGAACUAUCAUUAUUUAUCGGCAGUAUAGAUUACACCUAACUUAAAUAUAUAAGAAUUUGUCCUAAUCAAUGCGAUAUGACCAUGGCUUUUCUAACUAUAUGGAAAGCUCAUUAAGAUUUUACCAACGAACAUGAUUACUAUAAAAAGCCUUAUCCACAUUUGGUGUAUGGGUUUUGGCCUAUGACUGAAGGAACUGGCGAGACUUUAUAUGACUACAGUAUUUACCAAUUGAGCAGAAAAAUUUCGAGGUUAAACAGCUAUGGAAGCAAGUUUAAAUGGUGGAGUAUCAAGGAGAUCAAUAAUGAGGCUGAGGUGCUAGUUAUGUGCAAUUAGGAGACAAUUUAUAACUUCAAAAUAGGAUUCUGCGUUAGUUAUAUUUCAUAUCAAACGUAGUUUCAUUAAUACUCAGGCUUAGAUGUUACAAAACUAAAAAACAAUCCUGAGGUAACUUAUAACAGAGAUUGGGCGAUUGAAUUAUGGCUGAAUUUCUAGUUCGAAGGAGAUUUAAGUCAGAUAGAUAUGCCUAUUAUCAAAUCAGAUCCAGAUUGUAUAGCUGAUCAGUGGUCAACUAGUUAUGAAAUGAGCAUUAGUCGAGAUUUAUAUUAAAUGAAAAAUUACGUGAAUUUUUAGUCUUAAAACUAUCAAGGCACUUCUGGUAUUAUCAAAGAAUAUCGCAAUGUCCUUGAAAGCAGUUGGUUUCAUGUAACUGUAGUGAAUAUUUUCAAUUAGGUGCAAAAUAGUCAAGCCAUCUAUGUGAAUGUAAAAUAACCAUUAACUGACGCAACAUCAUUUGCUCGCUAUAAGUUGUCAAAUUGUGAUAUUUUUGUUGGACAUUCAAGCACUUAAACAAUCGCUGAAAAUACCUUCUCAAUUAAAUAACUUAGAAUAUGGAAUGAGGUCAGGCCUUAAGCCUAAAUAGCAUGGCAUUCAUUAUAAAGAUCCUUCGAUAAAGGUGAACUAAACCUAAUGAAGUACUACAAAUUCAACAGAGAGGAGGGAUUGUAAGAAACGAUAUCUAAUAGUCAAUAUGCAGUUGGAGCGAAUGUAAGAUUCAAGAUAUUCAUUGACAAGUUCCACAUGGACUGUCCUAAUAGUUACCACUACUCUUUAAGCAAGGGAAGAUGCGAACAUUAUUCAUUUUCACUUAUUAUGUGUACAUAUACUUCAGCUGCAGGAGAUUAGGACUUCUUAGCAAUUAAUGAUUUUCUCAUCAUAAGAGUCAAUAGUCGCAAAUAUAGCUUAGAGUUGAAGACGAAUGAUCCUACUAGACCUUCGCUGCAAAUCACUAUCGACUAUAUCAAUCAAGGCACUGCAUAUUGGGGUUUUCACUUUGAUGCAGAGUCUAGCUUAUUUUGGGUGUCACUUCAAGGUGACAUCAAAUGGUCAGUAUAAUUGCAGACACAUUAAUUUAAGCUCGAUGGACAGUGGACAAAUUAGUUUGGUUAUAAUGGGAUUAAUCUUAGCGGGACUAUUGGAAUAAUGAAGCAAAUGAUUUUUUCACCAGCUUUAACUAAGUAGGAGGUGCAGAAGUACUAUAGAUAUGGGUAUCAUCCAACUAGAGCUAGCGCUAAUGCUCUUAGUGCUAUUUUAUUUGACAAAAAUGAUCUUUAUAGUGGAAGGUAUAACUUAGUACCUUAUUAAGUAUCAUCCUCAUCUGAAGUAGAUACAUUUUAAGUUACUAAUGGCUCACCAUUUUAGGUAUCAUAGACUAAUUCAUGUAGAGAAGGAGCAUUUAGGUCUUCUGGAAAUGGCGAAUGUACUGAACCUUUUUCUCUAGUCGUAAAUAACUAGAUCCUAUCCCUUCCAAUAAAUGGGAUGAAGAUCGGUUAUUCGGCUACUGUCUAGUUUUGGGUUAAUCUAUUCAGCAUAGGAUCAGAUUUAACUUAUCAAAUCGAGCUGUUUGAUGUAAAGAAUUUAGUUGGUUUGAGCUUAGAGAAUGGAUAACUCUAUUUUAAGUAGUAUAUCGGAGCGGUGACACCUUCAACACAGAUUACAAGUUAGUUUACAAGGGCAGUCUGGUAGAAAUUCCAUUUUGUGUUAUAUAAAAAACAAUGGACUAUAUAUGAAAAUGGAUAGUAAUUCGAAGCUAGCAUACCUAACGAUUAAAACUAUGAGAAUGUAGUUUUCACUUCGAUUGACUUUGAUUUAAGAUAAGGCUCUAUGUAUAAAGCAAAAUUGUAGGAAGUUGCUAUUUUUGGUUAUCCAAGAUCCCCUGCUGAUAUUUUGAAUAACCUUCACUCCCAGAUUAAUAAAAAGAUGUAUUAAAACUCUUUGCUAGUAUACUAUCCUCUAGAUGAAAGUUAUGAAACUAAAGUCUAUGAUUAUUCCAGAUAUGGUAGAUCUCUGACAAUUACAAAUCCUAUGAUUUACUGGGAUAACACUCCAAGGGGAAAUUAAGGUGCAAAUUUGCUUUCUAGUACUGGGAGUGACUAUUAAACAAGAGAGAAUUCUUUAUAUUUCAAAUACGGAGAGACAUCAUCUUUGACUUUUCCAGAAUCAGUGGGGUUAAUAGGACAAGAUUACUCUAUAAUGUAUUGUUACAACAUUCGAAGUCUCACAGAUCUUCCUUUCACAGAAAUCCCAAUGCUCGAGAUCAUGGAUAUUAUGGCUAUUUAUCUUUUAAGAGUAGACAACACAAAUCUAAAGCUAAGAUUUUAUCCUUCUCUCUAGAACCCUAUAACUUCAGGCACUCCUGAAUGUAAUGAUGUUGUAAGCAAUAAAUGGAUGUGUGUGGUCGCUAGCCUAGAUACUACCCAAAAACUGGCUUUAAUGAUUAUUCCUAGGGCCUCAAAAAAAGGUAUUAUAUAUUCAGAUAAUGAGAUGCCUAUACUAUCAGCAUAAAGAAGAGUGGUGAAAAUUCAUCCUACAAAUGCUUAUAUCAGAGAAGUUAAAAUUUUUAACAUCGCUAUUAGUGAAGGCAACUUAGCUUGGAUGGUUCGCCAAGCUUUUAAUCCUUUACUCUAUUGGGGUAAUUACCUAGUAUUUUACUAUAGACUAGAUGAGUCUAAUGGAGGAAUUCUCUUCGACCAAUAGACUACAGAUCAAUUCUCAAUUCUAGCAAGUCAAGCAACUUUAUCUCCUCAAUGGUCAUAUGCAGGCAGCAAACUAAUUAUUUGUGAGGGUGAUGCUAAAUAUUCAUACUUUGACUAUUGUUAACCUAAUGCAAAAUUCUUUCUAUUAGAAUAAAGGACGCCAUUAUUUUAGGUAAAUUUAUUUUACGCUCCAUAGAAAAAUUACACCACCGUGCUCUGGUUGAUGAUUAAUUAAUUAGACUAGAGUAAUGGAUUCUUAAUAUACUAUCACAAUCGUUAUUAUCUAAGGAUUACCACUAGUAGAAGGUUGGUAUAUUCCCUAGGCAAUUACCCUUCUUAAAGUGUUGAUGUAAGUAGCAUUGCAGUCAGUGGUAAAUGGUUCAUGCUUUUUCAAAUGGCAAACACUGAUGCUAAUUACUCAGCAGUAUAUAUUUGUUACAGGGAACUUGGUGCAGCUGGAUUUAAGAACAAGCAAAUUAAGAUUAAUAAGCCAUGGAUUUAUUCAGAUCCAACCACUAACACGAAUCUCUAUUUGUAAUUCUAAAUGGGGGCUAAUACGAAAUCGUUUAUCAGAGACCUUCAAGUUUGGUCAGCUCCCCUCUCAUAUAACUAUUUCAUGAGCAGCAGAGUGUAUUUAGGACUUGACCCUGUCAAGAUGCGUGCAAAAGGACUAUAGGCCUAUUUUAGAUUCGAUGAGUCUGGAGGAUAGUAUGUUUUUAAUUAUGCCCUGCCUGAAGUUUAUAACAGAGUUUCUAGCUAUUACUAUCACUCUGCUCUUAGAUGGUAUUAUUAUGCAGAUUUGAAUGUUGAUCUAUAAACCAACUCUGAGGAAAUGGUGAAAUUCCUUUUUUGCAAUGAUCCAUAUUCCAGGCUUCUAAACAAACAUUGUGAUUUCUAUGAUUCGUGUGAUUCAAGUUCACUGACAGAUGACUGCACUGGUCCAGAAAGUACAGACUUGCCGACUUGUGACUCAUCGUUAACUCAAUUCUACUCACCAGACACAAGAGAUUGCUACGAUUGCCACUCAUUAUGCCUUGGGUGCACAGAGGCAUACAGACAAGAUAAAUGUCUAAGUUGUUAACCAGGACUGUUCUUGUUAGAUGGUCUUUGCACCUUUCAAUGUCCUGACAAUUACUACAACAUUAAUGGAAUCUGCAAAACUUGCACAGAUAACUUGUGUAAAUGCUUAGAGAAUAACUUGGACUUGUGCUUAGAUUGCUUAAGCUCAUCCCAUUUCUACCUUGAAGACAUCUAAAAAUGUUUGGCAGUUCUCCCAGACUUUAAGUUUUAUGACUACAUAACUAAGUCCCUCUUAGAUUGCCAUCCAAUGUGCAAAAAAUGCUUCCAAGAUGACUAGUACAGUUGUCUUCAAUGUGCUGAUAAUGCUACUUUUCUAGCUCCCAAUUACUGCAAUAUAUUUUCUUGCAUGACUGGAAAUGAGAUAAGGCAGAAUGCCAAUGGUGAAGCAAUCUGUGUCCCAUGCCAAGCUCCUUGUCUAACAUGCCAGAAUCAGCCAGAUUUCUGCACUUCUUGUGGCAAUGAUCUAAUUUUAGAUAGUGAAGGUCAGUGCUUGCCAUGCUCAGCAUUAGUUGGAUAUCAGUUUCCUAUAGUCCAGCAAGAUGGCAAGAAAAUUUGCACUGAAAUAUGUGGAGAUGGCUUGAGAUUAGAUCAAAACUAAUGUGAUGAUGCCAAUCUUGAGGACGGUGACGGCUGUUCAUCUAAAUGCUAAGUAGAGAAUAAAUAUGUCUGUAAAGGCGGCUCAUCAGCAUCAAAAGAUAUCUGCCAUGACUUAAUUGGUCCAGAGGCAGAGAUAAUGAGUGUGAGCACUCAAAGCAAGUACAUCAUAUUAUAGAUAAGAGAUAAUAAUGGAAAAGUUUACACUGACUAAUAGAAUAUUUCUCGCACUGAUAUAGAGCUGACUAUUACUGGCAUUGAUGGAGCUAUUAGAUAUUCAAUCACAUCACAAAUAUCUGAUGAUUUUGUAAGAAAUGGCAAAAUUUACCUAGAAUUCUAGCCAGGAUUUUCAAUACCAGAUGAAGGGGCUUUUGUUUAAGUUAAUUUCAAGAAGAGUUAAAUGUUUUUUGAUUAGUAUAAAAAUCCACUUAAAAACAUCAAGACUAAUGUGAUUUAGCUUAAGAAAUUUGAUUACAUAGAUCCAUCAUUAUUAGCUGCGAUUAAGACUGUUGGAUCAUCUGUGAGUUAAGGCACAUCACUGAUAUUGGCUUUUAAUUUGAUUUUGUCAUUUGCUCUUGAUAAGGCUCUUGACUCUCUGUAUUCAGCUAUCAAUUCUGUCUAGAUAUUGUUCUUUUUACCUCUUAUUGAUUUAGCUUACCCACCAUUCUUCAACGAAGUAUUUAGGUACCUUGCAUAUGCUAAUUUCGAGAAUCAAUUAUUAAGAGAUCCACUCUCAGCAAGUCUCGAUUUUGAUAACAUUAAAGAUUCUCCUUUGAAUGAAGUGUUCUAUAACUAUGGUUUUGAAAGUUAGGUCUUCCUUUCUACUUUUCAGUAUAAACUUGGCAUACUCUUCAUCAUUUUCUGCUUCUUCCCGCUAAGCCAACUAUUUAAGAGAUUCAAGCACAGAUACUUUAAUAUAUUUAGGAAGCUAGACAAUUUUUUCAAAUAUAAUGGAGUCCUUAGAUUAGGACAGGAGUUAUAUCUUGAAAUGGGAUUGCUUGCAUACCUUAAUAUAUACAAUCUUCAGUUUGAAAAUAAAGAUUAAAUUAUUAAUACAGCAGUAGCUAUAAUAGCUAUAAUAUUUGUGACAUUUUACCCAUUGAUUACCUUGAAUCUUGUUCAAACAUUUAAGACUAUCGACUCGAAUUUCAAAACUCAAACAUUAGGUGUCUUAGAUGGGAUUGAUCAUUUUAAACUUAAGAUAUAUGCCUUAAUUGAGGGUACUCGCAUUCAAGCUAAUUCACGACUUCCCUAGUUUAAUUUUUCAUUAUUUUUAGCAAGAAGAUUGAGCUACAUUUAGAUACUAGUUUUUCUCACAAAUUUCCCUUAGUUAUAGAUAGUUCUUUGCAUUUUUAAAACAAUACUUUAGCUAGCUUACUUUAUCUUAGUCUAGCCAUAUGAGUCAAAGCUCACCAAUAUAAUGAGCAUUCUGAAUGAGAGCAUUACUGGCAUAGCAUUUUCCAUUUGCUUUAUGUUUAAGAAAGAUUUAUAAACAGAUUAUCGAGAGUUUUAUGGAUGGCUUGUCAUUGGAUGUGCUAUAUUUAUUUUGGCUGCAAACCUUAUUGUAGCAAUCAUAGAAACAAUUAAAUCACUCGUGGAAGGAGUGAGAGCCUCUAUAAAUGCUAUGAAAAGAUUAGUUAAGAUGAGAUAGGCUAUAUCUAGUAAAAUUACGUAAAAGUUUAGUGGUAAUGGCUUCAACUUAAUGAGUUAAACAGCAAAAACUGAUCUCAAGGUAAAUCAUAGUAACUUUCAGACAUAAUAAAUGGACUCAUAAGAAUAAAUUAAUGAAAAUUAAGGCUUUGAAAUUAUAAAGCUAAGCCCUUUAGAGCCAAGUAUGCAUUCUUAAUAAUGUUAAACGAAUACUAAGAAAGGCUUAAAUACUGAAUCCUCUUUUUUAAGUUAAAAUACUCUAAAAAUAAGUGAUAAUUUUGUUGAGAGUUAACAAGAUUAAUCUGACUUUAAACAAAUUGAUUUAAGAAUGAGAUUUAAUAAUCAUAAAAAUAAUUUAGAAGUAAAGGAUGGCAUAUAUUAAGACACUAAUAAAUCAAAGAUUUUUAAUGAGUAUGAAAUGUUAGACUAACUUUAAAUCAAAGAUAAUGCUGAUGAAGAGUAAAAAUCAAAAGUUGAUUUAAGUUAGGAGGAUUUACAGAAGGAGAACUAGAAUAAAUUAGAAGAUAUAUAUUAGGAUAAUCCUAAUUAAGAAGAGUAGCUUGAAAGACAUAGAAAAAUAAGAGCAUCAAAGUUAAAAGAUGUGGAUGAUAUGAUAGAAAUUAAAAGAAGGACUAAACACAGAAGGAAAUAUUGA